Molecule: messenger RNA, 814 nt
Organism: Fomitopsis serialis
Lineage: Eukaryota; Fungi; Basidiomycota; Agaricomycetes; Polyporales; Fomitopsidaceae
Exons: 13
Coding region: 1-627 (208 amino acids)
Source: RefSeq, a predicted model, not a curated record
AUGCCAGAAUACGAGCGUAACAAUCGUGCAAUGCUUCUAUAUCUGGAGAAUUUGGACAUCGAAAGGGCCUACAGAGUUCUGGUGAUACCUCUGGUAUUGACAGCCAUCCGUAUAGCGCUCGGUUAUUAUACCGCCGUUCUCAUGUUCACUGCCAAUAGCUGGUCCCAAUAUCGCGAAGAACUCACUGCCAAUGUCAUAUUGCCGGUCUCACUCAGUUGUGCGGCGGUGAACGACGCAGUGAUCGUCGCAAGCCAGUUCUAUUACCUUCGGCGGAGGCGGACCGGAGCCUGCGGAACAGAGUACAUCAUACGGACCGUUAUGAUCUACUCCGUGAAUAUGGGAGCCAUCACGAUGGCGGCGUCGGUGGCUGCGCUGUUGGCGUUUAUUCUCGACAAAAGCAGCCUCCUCGACGGCAGAUUCGUCGAGCUGCAGUGCAGACUGUUUGCGCUCUCUUUGCUGGCGAACCUCAACACCAGACGAACGAUGCGGGACAACCAGCCGAGGGAUGCCGUCGAGUUCUGCCCCCACAACUUCACCGGAGACGCCGCGCAAGGCUCAUCCCGCUUGUCCCCUGGAGGCCAUCAACGACAGCUGAUUCCCAAGCUACUUCAUAACCCGAGCCAGUGACGCGCGAAGGGUCGACCGUCCCUCAUCCUCGACAUCUAGCACACACGAACGACCUCAAGGUACACGCACGAAAAUCCCAGCAUGCAUGCAAGGCUAGCGUAUGCAUCCAGGAAAUUUAUCGUCCGGGGUAGGAUAUCUAUUGUACUUGCUAGACAGAAACAAUGCGAGCGCCGGUAGCUGGUAUACA